AUGAGGGCCAAACUAGAUUUACAUGAUUUUAACACACUAUUUCAAACGAAUCAAAAGUUAACAGUUCAAAUUCCGUUCCAGUUAAACGAUGUAAUCGAUGAUAAACAAAUGGCGAUGUUAAAACAAUAUGAAAAUGAAUGUGGUUUAUCUCCGAUAGUAUUAUUCUUCGGCCAAAUGCCAAUAAUCGGUCAUUUAUCACAAAAAAGUUACGUUAAACCGUAUAUUGGCGAUACCAAACCGUUAGGUCUUUAUCUGAUAUUGCUUGGCAAUAGUGGAGCAAAUAAAAGUGGGCAUUAUAAUAAACUGAUUAUGGCAUUAAAGAAAACCGAAGACGCAUUCCCUGCAAAAUAUAAGCAUGACAAUAAUCGAAGUGUCAUUGAAAAUGUAACCACAGUGGCAAUAAUAAAAUCGGUAGGAACAGGUGAUAAAAUUGUGCCCUCCGAUGAAAUUGACACAACGCUGUCAAAACUUGGCAUUUUUGAUGGCGAAACACAAAACUCCACGAAAAACACCGAAGGAGCAACAACAUUAAUAAAUGGAUUCGAUGGAUGGUCGGAUUCAACACGAGCAACGGGAUGCGAACAAGAUCACAUACGAUCUGCCAAAUUGUCAUUACUUGGUUGUACGGUGGGAACCAAAUUUGGAAAAGUAUUGCAAAAAUGGUAUUCAGGAAGUGGCUUCGAAGGUACGGCUGUUUUUUCAGCAGCAUCUUUUAGUAUUUGCGUCUCAUUUCGUUUAGGCGUUUACAAUCGUUUCGUCUAUUUUUCAUACUCAGCCAUACCACCGAUUCGCCCACAAGAUUUAAAAAAGCACUUAGUUCAAAAGAAUAUUGCGUCGUUAACACAUUUAUUCUAUGUCAUUAAUUGUUUCGGCGAUAUUGAAUACCAAUUUGAACAAAAUGAAUAUGACAAUAAUCAAAAUAGAGCCAAUACUUAUGCUAUUCUUGAAGAUGUGAAAGAUGUUAUUAAUUUUGAUGAUGGUUUCUCGAAAAGCAAAAAGAUCGCUGCCGAUUUCAUUAUGAAAGCCCAAAAUUCAAUAGAGAAAUUGUUUACGUCGAAAGCCACACGUAAUGAUGAACAAAUGCCAAUUUUACUGAUCACUAAACAAACAUGUAUCAAAGCUUGGAAAAUUUAUGAACAUUUUUUUGAACAAUCAGUACAAUUGUUCAGUUUCGAUACUACCAAUGUUGAUAAUACCGUGAAACAAAACGUGAAAUUGAGAGAGCAACCACCCUCUAAAAUUCUUCAGUUACCCGUGAACUUUUUUACACGUACCACACUACAAGUAUCAGAUAAAGAAAAGCAAAUCAAGUCUUUAUUCAAGCAUGCUGGAAAACAUCUAAUUAACGAAUAUAUUGAGCAAUUAGUUACUGAUGGUUUGUUAAAAGAAGGAAAUUUUUUGGUUGAUGGACGCGGGAAAUCCAUGAUUUCAUGGAUGAAACUAAAACUGCCGGAUCCAACAGCACAACCAGAAGAACAUCAAAAAUUUCGAGAAAAAUUGGAAAAAUACGGUAUAUCAACUGUUGCAUAUGAAACAAUGUAUUCGUUAUACCAAAUACCAACAAGUACAUCACUUUCGUUUGAAGCACAACAGUUUUUGGAAUUAAAUCCAGCGUAUAGAGAAGACUGGGAAAAAUACGUCGACCAAAACCAAGAUUUUCAAUUACACAAACAACAAUCAAGUAGUAUACAAAUAACAACAUCAGCCACUGCUGCCGUCAGUAAGAAAACUACUUCCUCUCUUUUGGCCGACGUUUUAAAACUGUUAGGUGCGACAACACCAGCAAAUCAAAAUUCAGUGUGCGAUCUAGCUCAAAGCAGUGGAAUCCAACAUAAUCUGUUCCCAAAUUAUUCGUGUAAGUAG
Molecule: messenger RNA, 1863 nt
Organism: Didymodactylos carnosus
Lineage: Eukaryota; Metazoa; Rotifera; Eurotatoria; Philodinida; Philodinidae
Source: the annotation of a GenBank genome assembly